This is a messenger RNA of Acanthaster planci (crown-of-thorns starfish), 18030 nucleotides long. RefSeq names its product histone-lysine N-methyltransferase 2C-like. Gene Ontology annotation, biological process: positive regulation of transcription by RNA polymerase II. The record is from RefSeq and is a predicted model, not a curated record. Gene Ontology annotation, molecular function: transcription coactivator activity; histone H3K4 methyltransferase activity; protein binding. NCBI's taxonomy places the organism in Eukaryota, Metazoa, Echinodermata, Asteroidea, Valvatida, Acanthasteridae. Gene Ontology annotation, cellular component: nucleus; MLL3/4 complex.
CAAAGAUGGCGGCUGUUUAAGAAUAAACGUAUGCAAGAAAAGAAAUUAACAACGCUUUGUUUCUGCGAAUAUUCUGGUAAUGCCUGUUCAAAAUGUUUUGCGAACCAACCGCUGUGUGGUAAAUUAUGCUUUAGAUGAUUCUAAGGUUUUUGUAAGGAAUAACUUGAGGUGAAAUUGCGGCGUUUACAACCGACUGCAGUUACGUUAGCGCUCGCUCGGAUCGGAGGUCGUCGGCGGGUGGGUGCGUGUGCACAGCGGAAUAGGAGUUGUGAACGACGUACGUACGUGUGUGAACGACGCUGCUGAAGGUUCAACAUCCUCGGCAGGCCGUCGAUUCGCUUUUUUUAAAAGCUGGCUCCACAAGGCAGACUCAUUUCACAUCAUUGCUUUCCUCGGGCUUCGUUUUUAUCCACAUGAGCCAGCUCCGACACCCUAAAAUUUGAUGACGGCAGGACAUGCUGGAUAGUGACCGGCGAAGUUGAUUGGAAAACCGGAGGAAGUUGAACUUCAAGAACAACAUUCUAAUUCCGUUACAAAAAUGCAACAUAAAAUGAAGUGACUUCAACAGCCGUCCAGUCCCAGACGGCAGAUAUGUCAGGUACGGUCUGUCUAAUGACAGGAUAUUGCAACACAGAACAGGCUCUAACAGAAAAACCAAGAGAUUGUCCCCUUUUUUUGAGGUUCAGCAACUGAAGAUAGAUUUCUGAUUCCAAAAUAGUGUGAAGGACUGAAGAAAAGGGAUGCCUGUCUGAUGACAUCACAGGCCGAAAGAAGAAAUUUCCAAGAUUUAAAGGUGAACCAGAGUAUACAUUAGAUGAAGGUACAAUGCGACGAGGCCGAGGCAGACCCCGUAAAGACGGAUUAUCACCAGUUCCACGUAGAAGAAGGCAACUUUGUGAAGAUGAUGAUGACAGCAGCAGUGUCACCUCUUCCCCGGCCCCUGAAUCUAUCCCGGUCCUGCACCUGAAGGCUGCCGAGGGAGGCCUGGGAGAGUUUGACGGCCAGACCGGCCCUGGCAGCUCCCUGGAGGAGGCCCUGUCUGAGCCCCGACUGGAACCGGAGGUGGACUCCACUGGCCAGGAGAAAAUGAUCACCGACUUGGAGGUGGGAUCUAACCAGUCAGAGGCUGAACCCCACGCGCAAGCUGGACAAGGGAUGGUGUGCGCCCUCUGUUGUUGCGGAGAGAAGAGCCUGCUAGGCCAGGGGGACCUCCUGCGGUUCGACCCCACCCCCGGAUUCAACCCUUUCAAGAAGGUGAUCCCGCGACAACGGAGGACGGCAGAGGACGAUGCCCCGUACAACCCCAACGAGAGGAGCCCCAAACACCUGACCUGGCGCAGGGCCAGGGGCCCUUCCAAAGUGCAAAAAGAGAAGAGCAAAUCGCCUCGGAGGAUUCCCCCAGACAGCCUGGAAUCCGGCAGCCCCGGAAUAGAUGAACUGAGCAUGGUCGGCCACCCAGAAGAGCCGGACAUGCACUCUAUCUUUGAACAGACAGGACAUACCACUGCACAUCAUUGUUGCGCUGCUUGGUCAGAGGGUGUUUGCCAGAAUGAAAACUUCCAGCUUCUCAAUGUUGACAAGGCGGUCUUCUCUGGAGCCACUCAGCGCUGUUCCUACUGUCGUCGGUUCGGUGCCACUAUCUUCUGCAUGGAGCUGGGCUGCAAGCGGAUCUACCACUAUCCAUGUGCUGCCAGCAGUGGCUCCUUCCAGGGCAUCAAAUCACUAGCCCUGCUCUGUCCUGAUCAUCUGGACCUUUGUGAAGAAAAAGUGGAUGAAGAGGAGCUGGAGUGUGUCAUCUGCGAGGCCCCGGGCAACCUCCAAGACCAGCUCUUCUGCACCAGCUGCGGCCAGCACUAUCACAGCACGUGCCUGGACCCGCCCGUUGUUGUUACGCCCGGGGUCCGCGCUGGCUGGCAGUGUCCGAACUGCAAAAUCUGCCAGACGUGCAGACAACCAGGUGACGACAACAAGAUGUUGGUGUGUGAUACGUGUGAUAAGGGGUACCAUACCUUCUGCUUGCGCCCUGCUAUGACCACAAUUCCCAAGCACGGCUGGAAAUGCAAGAACUGCCGUGUUUGUGGGGACUGCGGCGCUCGCACCCCCGGCAGUGGGCCCAGCUCCCGCUGGCACCACAACUACACGGUGUGUGACUCGUGCUACCAGCAGCGCAACAAGGGCUACUUUUGUCCGAUCUGCGGCAAGGCAUACCGACACCACACGACCCACAAGGUCAUGGUGCAGUGCGACGUCUGCAAAAGAUACAUCCAUGCUGACUGCGAUAACAGCGACGUGGUGACCAACUACCAGCAGAUGAGGGCUGCAGGACAGCGCUGUACCUACGAGUGUCGGGACUGCAGGCACAGACAGACAAACCUGGAGAUUGGCACAAGGUUUUCUGAAACGAGAUCCAGCUCCACCACAAUAUACAGUGACUCCAGCUGCACAGACACGGGCGACAAAGAAGCCGGCUAUGUGCCCAGGAAGAGCCCUGCUGCCUCGCGGUCCUCGCCGCGGAAUGUCGGCCUGACUGAAGACUCUCUUGCCCAGUCGCACGAGUUGGUAGCCAGCAUGUCCACAUACAACGAGGACAGUCUGAGCAGUAUGGACACUGACUAUGCUGGAGGAGACGAGCCCAGGAGAGUCAUAGAGCGGCCUGCCUCCUCAUCCACAAGCCACGCCCAUUGGCCCCACGCCGGAGGUGGUAAACCGUUGGAUAAACUCAGCCAGUUGGGACCAUUUGGUAGGAAAAAGUUUGGAGUUGGAAGACCGCGGGGGAGAGGUGGUUUUGUCGGCAGAAAGAGAGGUCGACACCAUCACUCGGGUGCCAAACGAGGCCCCAAACCCAAGAACAAACUCAGUGCAUUGCUGCCAACAGCCUCUCAGAGCAACCUCUCUUUCACGGUGGACAACAGUGCAGAGAAGAAGAGCAGCAAGGAUGAGGAGGAAGACACGACAAUGCACACCACGGUGGUCCUCUUCUCGGCCAGUGACAAGUUUACCAGUACACAGGACAUGUGUGUGAGCUGUGGCAGUUUCGGUCAGGGUCCCGAGGGAAGGCUACUGACCUGCUCACAGUGCGGCCAGUGCUACCAUCCCUACUGCGUGAACAUCAAGAUCACCAAGGUGGUGCUGUCCAAGGGAUGGCGCUGCCUGGACUGCACCGUCUGCGAGGGCUGUGGCAAGGCCAGUGACGAGGCGCGGCUCCUGCUGUGCGACGACUGCGACAUCAGCUACCACACCUACUGCCUGGAUCCGCCCCUACUCAACGUGCCCAAGGGAGGCUGGAAGUGUAAAUGGUGUGUCUGUUGCCUGCAGUGUGGGGCCUCCUCUCCUGGCACUCAGUGCGAGUGGAUGAACAACUACACGCAGUGCGGCCCCUGUGCCAGCCUCAACCAGUGCCCCGUCUGCCUGCUGUUGUACACCGACGGCGACCUCAUCUGCCACUGCUCGCACUGUGACAGAUGGUUACACGGGGAGUGUGAUGGCCUGACCACGGAGGACGAGGUGGAAAAGACGGUGGACAAGGGCUACGUCUGUCUGCUGUGCCGUCCCCACACCAAGCCCGCGGAGCCCAGCCCUGUCACCGAGAACAUCCAGCCGGUUAUCCCCGUCACCAAGCCAACUGAAAUCGAGUCUGCCCCUACGCAGUUUUCGUUUGAAGGCGUGUCCCUAACCGAGUCGGGAUACCGACAUUUUACUAGUCUCUCCUCCAAGAAGUCACGCAGCCGGCGUCCCUCGCUUAAAGCCGGUAGCCUGGCCAUUCUUAAGAGCCUGGCCGAUCCCAACUCAGAGAUUUCGGUCUUAGCCGAGGAGUACGGUGGUCGCAACAUUCACAAAGAGUUGAAAGACAAGUACAAGGACCGAGAGAGGUCAGACGGCAAAGAGGGGAAGCAUCACCACCACCACCAUCAUCACCACGAUAAAGAGAAGAAGAAAAAGCACAAGGGUAUUUACAAGCCAGGGGUGGGAGGAUUCACCGUGCGACCGGUCAAGUUUGGCUCGUCAAGUCGGGGGGCUUACAGUCGCAGCCUGUCGGAGGGCGCUAUUGAGAAGCACCACCAGCCUGACAUGUCUGAACCCAGCACUGACGGGGAACGAAGUGGUUUCAUUAGCACCUCAGACCUCCACGGCAUUGAAAAGAAGAAGAGACGAAGGAAGAAGAAGCCUAACUUACAGAACAGCUUCCCCUCAUAUCUUCAGGAGGCCUUUUUUGGCAAGAGCUUGCUGGACUCCAGCAAGAGCAAAGAGGGGCUGGAGAUCUCGGAUGAGGAGAGCCGACCGCCAGUCAGCAAGGAGCCCGAGAAGCCAAACUCCCACAGCAAGGCCUCACCCACCAAGACGGCCCGCCGGGCCUCCGAAGCUACACCGCAGACCGGCCAGCCCAGCCAGCAGAAUGCCUCAGGCACUGGUGCCGUGUCCCAACCGCAUGUUGAUGGAGGCGACCUUGGAACGGGAGACGACCCGCUCAACUUCCUACCCCAGGAAGAGUUGCUGGGCAUCAUCCUCGGAGACGGACUUGGGAAAAACGGAGAAAGUCUCGAUAUAGACUCCAUUGAAGAACCUGCCCAGCCGUCUGGGGACCACAGCGAAGGCGCACAGCCCUCCAGCAGCAAUGCAGAGCUGGAUUCCAUUCUCAAUUACAACUUGGGCCACAUGGUCCCGGAUGAUCUUGCCCACAUUGACAGCAAAGAGGUGGAGGACCUGUUCUCUGGCGUGCUGAGUCCCACCGAGCACGGCACGACAAUGGCCACACAGUCAGCCAUGACGGCAUCCAUGGCCGGUUCAGAUGGGGUCAUGGGUCCUCCAUCGGGUCAUCUCAUGCCCCACCAAGCCAGGCGGGUACCAACUAGCCUGCCGGUGCCCCUGCUUCCAUCGCAGAGCACCACACAGCCCGGUAUAUCGAGUCCACCGUUCAGCCCCGACUUUGCGGAGCCUCCCAGCCCUUGGCAGGGUGGGGCCGGAGGGGAUGGAGAGGGGGAGACCCUGUCCUAUAACCAGCGCAACAUCAAGAAGUGGGAGAAGGACGAGCCUCUUGGACCCCUGGCUACCAUUUCCCCGGUGCUCUACGCCAACCUUAACUUCCCGGAUCUCAAGAAGGAGUACCCAGACUGGCCAUCGCGAGCGAAGCAGAUCGCCAAACUCUGGCGGCGGGUGUCAGCCACAGACAGGCAGCCGUACUUGCAAAGAGCCAGAGAGAACCGGGCCACCCAACGACUCAAGGAUGCGCAGAAGCUGAGCGAGGGCAUCCAGAGGAAGCGUGCCGAAGCUGCUCUGCAGGCGGGUCAAAGUUCAGACACGGCCACUGUGGGGCCCCUGGAGGGCCACAGUCCUCACCCUGCAGGGGCCAAGGAGGUCAUGGAGGCCGGCCAGCAGGCCAUGUCAAUCAGCUCCCCGAAAGGUAUGGCCCAGCCUGGCCCCAUGGCCAGUGUGGAUGUACGAGGCCCAUCUACCCCAAGCCAUAACCAAUCGGCCCACAGCAACCUGCAUCUUCAGAUGCCCUCCCCGAUGAGUGCAGCAAACUCCAUUGGACCCACGACUCCAAUCGCACCGGGCACCCCUCUUGCCCCCAGCACCCCACUGGGUCCGAGCACGCCGCUGGGUCCCAGCACCCCUCUGGGGCCCAGCACGCCUUUGGGACCCACCACCCCACUGGGUCAUGCACAGAACAUGGAACCGUCCAUGGGACCGGGCACGCCCAUUGGACCCACCACUCCCAUCGGACUGACCGGACCACCGACUCCUGCUGGUCCCACCACACCUCUGGGGAUGCCAAAGCCCAUGGGACAGGCAACACCCAUCGGCCCAGCAAGUGAUAGCAGUCUGACGGGAAGCCAGGAUGGCCGCUUCAGUGUUCCCCAUUCUCCGCAGAGUGGGGUUCCGUCGAACAUACCCCAGCAGCAACGACCACAGCUGAACAAGACCAGCCCUAUUUCUCCCAUGAUCCACAGUCCCAACCCACUUGGAGGGCCCAUGACAUCGGCCACAGGAGGACACAGUGAUACCAUGGGAGUAAACCAGGGACCUGCUUUCAGCAUGGCCAUGAGUGUCAGACCAGGCACCCCUGGGGAUCACAGCAUGCAGAGGGGGAACUUCCCCAUGCAACCGACGCAGCCAUUUUUCCCCUCAGGAGGAGCCCAGUUCCGUCACAGCAGCCCUGGUGGAUCGACACAGAUCCUCACUGGAAGCAUGCCUGACCAGAACCGAGCUUCGGAUGGCGAGAAGAUGACUCACCGCCAGCAUCUCAGAGAGCUGCUGUUCAAAAAGCGCAGAGAGGCCCAACUACAGCAACAGCAGUGGUUUGGUGACGACUCUCAAAGACCUCCACCACCUUACCCAGGGGGCAGCCAGUUCAGCGUCGGACCCAACACCGGUGACCAGCAACAGUCUGCGCCAGAGAGUAACACCCACAGUGGCUUCUCCAGUCCAAGGGCUUCCAUUCCCGGCAAUAACAGAAUGAGCAUGGAGGAAGCUGCAAGACCAAGAUUUCCCUUUGGAUCCUCUCAGGGUUCCACUGAUGGACUCCCCAAUCCUGGAGAAUUUAUACCCUCACCAUCUUGGAGAGGUCCAACCCCGGCUCCCUCCCCAUCCUCAGGCCCAAGAAUGGAACGGCCAGCUGGACAGUUUAUUGAGCUCAAGCAUCAUGAGUCAGGGGGUAUGAUGAGAGGUAACAGGACACGUGCGAUGAGCAUCGCUCUCCUGCAAGAGAAACUCCAUCAACGCAGUGCUAUGCAACAACAGCAGCAACAGCAGCAACAACAGCAGCAACAGCAGCAGCAACAACAGAGACCCUUUCCACAAAACAUGAGCGGUCACCCCAACCCGCUGGACCCUUACGAUCACCUGGUACGAAUGUCACAGUCAGGACAGCCUGUCAGGCACAUCAACCCAAGUCAGGUCAGCCCAGUUGCAGUGGGCCCUGAUGGAACCGUGCCGGUGCCUUCCAGCAUGGGUCUUCAGUCACCAGGUCACUUCCCAGCAGAGCACCAGCCGCAGGUGCCCUUCUCCGACAUGGGAGGGCGUAGCUUGUCCCAUCCAGGGCCACAGCAGCCGCAUACAAGUCAGCCGAAUUUUCAAGAGAUUCAGAACACAGCCGGCUUCCAUCCAGUCCCUGUCCCAGGGGGUCCUGGCUACCAAGGUCCACCGCAGCAGGGAAUGACAGAGCCACAGCGGGAGGAACAUGACCAGCAGCUGGAAGAUCUCUUCAACGGAGACUUUAACAUUCUAGAGUAUGCAGACCCUGAUCUGGACACAAACAAACACUCUGCCGAGAACCAGCAACUGUUCAAAGAUCUGGGCCUGUAUGACCACCAGGAGAGCAAACAGUCUUCUGAGGACAAAGCAAGUGGCUCCGGUUCCUCAGUAACAAGACAGCAGGUUUCGCAGGCCAGCAAAUCAGAGAGCAAAAGUGAUGAGCCACCAAAGGAAACCCCUGGCCUUGAAAGAAGUCUCCCUUCAAGUGAAAGUACAACUCAAUCUGUUACCAGAGCCAGCACCACUGACAAGCAGGACAAGCCACCAGUUACCACAGAAGACUCCCAGCAAAAAGGCGAUUCAACAGCAUCACUCAGUGAGAUUUCCCAAGGAAAACCAGUUCAGGGUGAAGUAACCCUGACAACCAUUGUCCCUCUUGUCUCUGCAGACAUUCAGCAGUCCGAAAGUGGCAGUGCUCCACAUCAACAGGCUCCAGUCCCCUCUGCGAGUGCUGACUUAGAUAGCAACAUCCAGAAAUCACCUGCUGACAGACCUGUGCAGAGUGACGUUCAGAAAGCAGAUAGUAAACCUGAAGUCAUAGCUGCCCCUGGAUCAGCCAAAGAUAAAGCUUCAGAAAAAGCUGCAAAAGACACCACCUCAGCUGCAGAGUCUGGAUGUGCUGUUCAAAUCAAGACAGAGCCGGGCCUAGAAGCAUCUAAGAAAGGAGAGCAUUGUGUGGAGAAAGCAGAUGGUACAAGCGUGGAAUCUACAAAAGAGGUUCAAGGACAAAACAAGGACAAGCCAGAUGCUAGUACUCAAGUUUCUGGUGAGGAUCCGGAUCACAAGGACAGUAAAGAAGGUGAUCCUAAUAAACGCACUACUCCUAAAGAUGCGACCUGUGGAGCAGAGUUACUGAAGCCAGAAGCCCUCUCAAAUAACACCACAUCACCUAGACCUGCGACCAGUGCUGCUGACACAAGUGCUGAGCCAAGCCAACCUGCCAAAGCCCACAACUCACCUAUCACCUCAAUUGAAAUUGGCAGUGCACAAAAGGUGUCAGAUAGUCCAGCUACCUCUACCAGUGUGACACCAAACCCCGGGGUCAGCCGGUCACCCGCAAGCCAGGCCCCUAGUAGUGCUACCCCCUCAUCUCAAAUGCUAUCAGCGCCACCCCACUUGACAGAGCCUGUAAACAGACAUGCUGCAUCUCAGCCGACUGGUCUCAGUCCCACAUCAACUCAAACCACUGUGGUGCCAAGCAGUGGACAGUUGGUCUCCAGCUCGCCGUCGGUGGGCCAAGCACCACACCAGCCAGAUCCCACGCUGUCAGUGUCUGCAGCUACAGUGCCGUCUACCUCUGCCCCUAAUGUGCCAGCAGCAUCGGGAGGGUUCGAGGAACCUGCGGGAGCCGGUAGCCAGGAGGCAGCCAAGAGGAGGCCGUUGCUUCUUCAGGACCAGCCUCUCCUCCUUCAGGAUCUUCUUGAGAAGGAGAAAAUGGAGUUGAAACAGCAGGGUCCAACUUCCACUGCCCCAACAACCCCCGUGCCGACGUCCAUGGAUGGGACGGCUUUGCCUAGCAACAGACCAGCGAGUGGCCUAGCUUUGAUUCAUGGUCCAACUGCAGGACCAGCCCCAGAGGGAAAAGCAGUCAAACUUCCUACACCCACAGACCCAUUUUUGGGUGACUUGGAGAAAAUUCAGGAGGAGGCCAAGAUGUAUGCCAAAGAAAUUGAAGAUUUUGCCAACAAGCCGCCUGGGCCUCAUGCCCAGUUGCUGCUAGCCAUGAACCGUCAACACCAAGAACAACUGCAGCUCCAGCAACGACAGCAGCAGGCACAGCAGCAGGCACAGCAGCAAGCUCAGCAGCAAGCUCAGCAGCAGCAGGUUCUGGCUGAAGGGCCUGCCCAACAGCAAGGAACCAGGAGACCCCCGGAUUUUGGCAGCAUCGACCCCUUCCGUGGGCCAAUGCGCCGUUCCCUUAGUAUGGGCGAUGCCCAGCGGCCACCCACCUCAGGGAUGCCUCACAUAGGUGAUGGAUUAAUUCCCCAUCCCCAAGGAUUUGGAGGGGUCCCUCAGCGGUACAACAGCAUGCAUGCUGCCCAGUCCCCCUCCCCUGGAGUGCAGAGUCCUGUCGGAAUCAGACCUCCUCUCAUGAGCCCAGACAUGGGUUCCAUUACCAGCACUCAGAUGGGAAACUCUGGCAACCAGAUGUUCAGCAUAGCUCCACGGGGGCACAUUCCGAGUCCAAGUCUGUCGCCCAACCUCACAGGGCUCGGUCCACGUGGUCUGGCCCCCAGCCCGGGCGUCAGCAUACCAAUGCACAUGACAAGUCCGAGUUCUCGGAUGCCCUCACCGUUGGCCAGCCCAGUGCCUCGCGUGCCUGGCCCCGUGGUUAGUCCUGGACCCAGGAUGCCAGGACCAAUCAUGAGCCCUGGCAACAGGAUGCAAGGUCAGAUGCCUGGGCCUGUGGGAAUGAGGAUGCCCGUCCGAAUGUCGGGAAUGCAGUCGCCAGUGUUCGGAAUGCCCCAGGUCCAUGGCAUGCCAAUGCAGCAGGGCCAUGAGCAACCCAUGCCUGGGUUUGAUCCUUGGGAGUAUCAUGAGGAAACGCCACCAGAUUCGCACAAUGUCCCCGAGUAUGAAGAGUGGAUGAUGCGACGGGAGCAGUACCUCCAGAUUCGGCUCAAGUUCUUUGAGGCAGAAGUCAGUAAAGAGCGCAAGAAGAAGAAGGCUCUCUCUGCCCGUCAGAGGUCCUGCAAAAAGAGCAAUAAGAUCUUUCCAGAGAACGAUCAGAGGGAACUGGAUGGUGUGAUUCAGCGCCACACCACCGUGCAGAAAAAGCUAGAGUCCAUCCGGAAACAGCACCGGCAGCACUCCAUCCUCAUGCAAGAGCACCACAUGAAACAGCAGCAGGAACACAUGUCUUCUAGUCAGCAGUCGGCCAUGGGUCGCCAGAACCCCAUGAUGCAAGGUGGGCGGCAGCCCCCGAUGAUGGGCCCCGGCAGUCACAUGCUAGGCCAGGGGGCCCCCAUGAUGAACCCGGGUGGUCACAUGAUGGGACCUGCUGGGCCAAUGAUGGGGGCAGGAGGCUCCAUGAUGGGGCAGGGUAGUCAUGGAAACCGAGCAAACACACCAAUGGGCAACCACCCUGGUCCCAUGAUUGGGCGUCCAGGCACCCAAAUGAUCCAGGCAGGUUUACGCAGCCCCAUGCCUCACGCUGGGCCCAUGAUGCCUGGUGGCCAGCAGCCCAUGAUGGGGGACUCAUUCAUGCAAGACGCUGGUGCCAUACAACAAGGAGUACCCCGACCGCCAGGCAUGGAGGGAGUGCCCCAAGGGAUGUUUCCAGGGAAUGGGAUGCAAGGUAGUCAGGUUCCCCUAGCAUCCCCUAGCCAGCCUGCAGCCAUGAUGCCUGGUCAGCCCUCCCCGAUGGGAAUGACCCAAGUGCUGCCUAUGAUGCAGCCCCAGCAGACGCCCAUGGUGCCCGGCCAGUCCUCACCCAUGAUACCCAGCCAGUCCUCCCCCAUGUUGUCCAGCCAGUCGUCACCCAUGAUACCCGGCCAGUCGUCGCCCAUGCUACAGAGCCAGCCAUCUACCAUGACACCCAGCCACUCUGCUGCACUGCUGCCCGGACAGCCCUCGCCUAUCGUGACCAGCCAGUCACCCAGCGUGAUGACUUCCCAGCCAUCUCCCAUGAUCAGCAGCCAGCCGGGUGCCAUGAUGCCGCCGGGAAGCCAGCCCACCCCUGCGCAGUCUCCCAUGGUGAAGGCCAGCCAGUCGGCGCCAUUCCCAGUGGCCAACCAGGGUGUGAGCACUCCGAGUGGUCCUAAGUCCCCCAUGUCAAUGCCGCCGCCCCCUGCCAAGGUGCCGCCUGGAUCUGGCUUGCAGGGACUGGUGGAACAGGGCUCUAUGAUGUCACCAUUACAGAUCAACCUGGGACAGGAUAACAAUCCCUUUUCCGACGGCUUUAUACAGCGAGAAAGGAUGGAGAGGCUGCGGGCACAGCAUGAGCGGCAACACAAGCAGUUGGCGCAGGAAGUAGAGCAGGUCAGGGCCAUGCAGCGCCUGGAGCAGGAACAACGCAUGGCCUUGGAACAGCUACCAUUCUUGAACCAGGAAGAGGGCGGGCCGUUCCAGAUCAACCAGCAGGGACAGCCAGCUAGCGCAGGGGUGCCAGCUCUGCAGGAACCCAUCCCUUCACCGAGUGGUAACCAGCCCUCAUUUCAUCCCCAGCAGUCUCCCAUCCUGCCUCCAUUUGGUCCUGAGGGCAUGCAGGGUGCUGUGUCCCACCAGAUGCCCCCACCGGAUGGAUUUCCAAUGCCCCCAAGCUACCCCAUGUCUCAAGACGGUAAGUCUGCCGACAAGCCUAAGCGCAAGCGUUCUCGGCGCAAGAAGACUGAAGAGAUGAUGCCACCGGCCACUCCUUUGCAAGUCCCAAGCAAUUUGGAGCAGAUGCAAAACAAUAUGUCUUCCAUACAACCUGGCAUGGGCCCUGCUAAUCAGGUGAACAAUGAAACACCUGCCGAGCAGCUGCAGAAGGAUGUGCUGCAGAAACUACAGGCAGAGCUGUUGCGACGUAGCUCAGUCGAGGGAGAGAAUAAGUCCCUGGACCAAGACGACAAAGGUGAUGGUGACCAGAGUACGGAGGUGCUGGCGGGAAAGAUCAAUCAGAACCUUUUGCUCAAGCAACUGUUGCAAGGCCCAUCCAUUUGUAGUAUAGGUCCCAAGUCGGCAGCUAAAACACCCACUGAAGAGGGUACGCCCACACCUGUUCAACUCGAGGGAGAUCAGAGUACUGCUCCAUCUCAGAAAAACAGAACUCUGAAUGCAGACGAUGAUGAUACAUCAAUACCAGAGCUGACCCCAGAGCAGCAGAAGCAGCUGGAGAUGGUGGAGAAGCUGCCAUAUGUCAAGAAAGAUGGCAAGCCGGCCGAGAAUGACCACGAGAUACUCCUGAAGAUGCACCGGCAGGCCACUGAGGAGAAGAAGAAGGACUUUGAGGAGAGCCAGAAGCAGCGCCGGAAGGAGCUGCUGCUGAAGCGACAGCAGAGGGCCCUGGAGAAGGCACUAGAGAAGGCCAGUGGGGGAGGGAAGCGGCGUAGGAAAUCCAAGGACUCCGAUGGCGACAUGUUCACCAGCACGGAGGAGCUCUUGAAUGCCAUCAAGCAAAUGCCCAUGCUGAACCUGAUUGAGCCGGAUGUCAAUGUUAACUAUGGCCUCUGCCCUGUGUUUGGCAGCGCCCUGCCAAACGGAACAAAGCUACUGAAGGGGAGCUUUGGCCAUGCCGUCAUAGAUGGUGUAGCCGAUUUUUAUGCCAACUUCCCCAAUGGAGCUCUGGAUGUCAAUCCGCCCACACCUCCAUCAUCCCUACCUCCAUCACCGCCCAUCAAGCUACCUGGGGGGCUGUUGAAUGGACCCAGCCAAUCAGCUGAUGCCCGGAAAGGAUUGCUAGAAAAACAGAAGACCCAAGGAAGGCCAGGCGUCGGAAUAAUGACAGGGGAUGAUAUCAUGCAAGAGAUUAACUCCCACCAGCGAACCAUCACCCGCGCGAUGAACCAUGCCUACUCCCUGGACCUGCCUCCAUCACUACCAACUCCUCCUCCCUCGGGCGUUGCCGGGCGGGACCACUUGGGCACGCCAGAGGGUGUUGUACCCUCAUCAUCGCCGGAGUGCGACGAGGAGGGUGGGUCCUACCGGCUGCGGGGGCUGAAGCUCAUUACGGAAUCGGCCAUCGCCAUGUGCAUGGAGAGGUCGUCCUCGCCCACAUUUCCCAUCGUUAGGCCCAUACCGAGAAAAGCCAAGGCGAUGAUCAACUCAGAAAACAGCCGGGGCCUCCUGUCCCCACCGGCUGGCACAGUGGCCGUGACGCUGACCAUGACCGACUCGGCCGCCGAGAAUGUUAAGGGUGUGGUUAAGUCGCUGUGUGGUUUGCUGUGUGUGGCCGAACCCACAUCGUACCAGGUUGGGGGUGGGGAAGUGAGGAAAGAACUGGCUACCUCGGGCAGGAAGAGGGAAGCCAGGCCCUCAACAGACUCCAGUGUCUCUGAUCGCUCCCAGAGCACCGUCAACAGCACGGUGGACAGCCAGCAGCAGCAGCUGGCGCUCAGUGGCAAGCAGCAGCGGUUCUGCAAGCACUGCGACGUGGUUAUCUUGGGGGAGGGCGUGCUGAAGUAUACGGGUGACCCGGCCAACCCCAAGGUCAUCUUCUGCAGCAGCGACUGCUACAUGCAGUUCAGCAUCUCCCAGCGGUCCCAGGGGCCGGCACUGGCCCACCAGGAGCCCGCGGCUGGGGCGGUGGUUAACCACCUGAGCUCGGAGCCCACUAGCCCCGUCCUUAAGACCCCAACCUCCUCCUCUGCCACCUCUGCUGCUUCCUCGUCCACCUCUGCUGUGGCCAUCUCUCUGCCAGCCAUCAUGCCCCUGGGGGCUGUGUCUACCUCGGUUGCUGGCGAGGCUCUCAGCAAGGUGACCCUCACUACGUCCGCUACCUCUGUAACUUCCGUCACGCAGCCCGUGGCUGCGCAGCUUCCUCCGACGAUCAGCAUCCCAUCAGAGGUCAAAGGUGACAUGGAGGUCAGCAGUGGCAAGCCCAGCAAAUUAGUCAUCAGGAGGAAAGCAAGCUCCCUCGAUGAUUCUGGACCACCAGCUCCUAAAAAAUGGAAGAACCUCCGUUGGAAGAAGUGGACUGUUUCCAUAGUAACCCACAAGAAAUACCGGCCACCCAGUGAACAGGACAUAGAUGAGCUGAUGAAACGAUUGGGCACCUCCCUCCGACCAGACAGCAAGUACAGAGACUCGCGGGCCUGCCUUCUGUGUGGUGGGCAAGGAGACGGGGAGACCGAUGGACCAGCAAGGCUGCUAAAUGUGGACGUGGAUACCUGGGUGCACCUGAACUGCGCCCUCUGGUCCUCAGAGGUGUACGAAACGGUGAACGGCGCCCUCAUCAAUGUGGACAUGGCCAUCCGGCGGGCCAAAGGGGUGAGCUGCUGCUACUGCAGUAAGUUUGGCGCCACCGUCUGCUGCCACAAGUUCCGCUGCUCCAACGUCUACCACUUUGGCUGCGCCAUCCACGACCACUGCAUGUUCUUCAAGGACAAGACGAUGCUAUGUCCUCUUCACGCCCCGUCCAAGGCAUCUGACAGCGCCCUGCAGCGCUCUCACAUUGUCUACAGGAGAGUCUACAUCAGUAGAGAUGAGAACAAGCAAGUGGCUAGCAUCAUGCAGCAGCUGGAUCGCAAGCACACGUUCCGCGUGGGUAGUCUGGUCUUCCACUCGCUGGGCCAACUCUUGCCCCAUCAGAUGCAGGCCUUCCACUCAGAGAAUGCCAUCCACCCAGUCGGCUUUGAAACCACGAGGCUUUACUGGAGCAUGCGAUUCACCAACAAACGCUGCAGCUACACCUGUAGUAUCCAUGACAACGGAGGCAAGCCGCUGUUCAUCAUCCGUGUUGUGGAGCAAGGACACGAGGACAUCGUUCUGCAAGACUGCUCGCCAAAAGCCGUCUGGAGCAAAGUUCUGGAGCCCAUCGCCAAGCUGCGACGAGACGCCGACAUGCUGAAACUCUUCCCCAUGUUCCUGACGGGUGAGGAGCUGUAUGGCCUAACCGAACCAGCCAUCCAGCGAGUCAUUGAGUCGCUGCCUGGUGUUGAGCUGAUCCAAAGCUACAGCUUCCGGUUUGGCCGAUCACCCUACAUCGAGCUCCCCUUGGCCAUCAAUCCAACAGGUUGUGCCAGGACCGAGCCCAAGAUGAGAACACGUCUUAAGAGACCUCACACGCUGACCAGUAACACCACGUCGCGGGCCUUCCAGACCACAUUGAGUGGGGAAUUUGUGUCACCGUACAACAAGCAGUUCUUCCACUCCAAGUCAUCCCAGUACCGACGACUCAAGACGGAAUGGAAGACCAACGUGUACCUGGCGCGCUCUAACAUUCAGGGUCUGGGUCUCUUUGCCACCCGGGACAUUGAGAAGCAUACCAUGGUCAUCGAGUACAUCGGCCGACUGAUCCGCAAUGAGGUGGCCAACCGGCUGGAGAGGGUCUACCAGCGGGGCAACCACGGCAUCUACAUGUUCCGCAUUGACAACGACACAGUGGUGGAUGCCACCAUGAGCGGCAACCCGGCCCGCUACAUCAACCACUCCUGCAACCCCAACUGCGUGGCUGAGGUGGUGAGCUUCGACAAGGAGCUCAAGAUCAUCAUCAUCUCCAAUCGCCGUCUCAGCAAGGGGGAGGAGCUGACUUACGACUACAAGUUUGACAUUGAAGACGAGAAUAGGAUCCCCUGUUUGUGCGGCGCUCCCAACUGCAAGAAAUGGAUGAACUGAAAUGGAAAAGACUGAGACGGAGAGACGAAUCACAACUCACAGAGAGAGGGGACACAAGGCACAUUUGUACGAAUCUGUACUCAAAUUUCAACAAAAUCUCUUUGACAGAAAUUCAGUCCAGAUGUUUGUGAAAUGCCUGCUGGUGUCAAGGAGCUUUCUGGUAGGUUACUUUGUGAGACCACGUUACGUAAAACUCAAAAGAUCAGAAAAAUUCAUGAGAUCAAGCUCUCCAGUUUUUAUUCUUUCGAAAUUUUAACGAUUCCUAUGAAAGAUUGUAAAUCCUGCUUGAAAUGUGUAGCUACCAUGAGUCAAGUAAAGCACCCUGAUUUUUCAUCAUUGUCCGGUGUGUAAAAAAAAAGUCUGAGGAAGCUUUUGGCAUGCUGUAAUUGAGGAAGAUCCAAAAUUAUUCCUUUUUUUUGUACCCCUGAACUGUUACCAUAUGUUGGACAAUGGGUAGGGGAAAAUGACAAAAAUGAAACAGAAAAAAAACCACAUGAUGUGCGGAUGGAGGGUGAAAAGCGUUAAAACAUGUCUGCAUGAAGUUUGGACUGAAGAUUUAAAGCAUGCAAUACUCUCCUUGGUGAGAGAAUUUUCUGCAUAAUGCAGCCAUCUCGGUUUUAUGACCAUUCCCCAGUUUCAAUUUUUUUUUAGUGUAAAUACUAUAUUUUUAGGUAAAAAAUAAGAGAAAAAAAAAGAAAGAAAAUGAAGGAAGUUAAUUUUUUGACGAUUAUUGCAGCUCCAACCUCUUGAACGGGGAGCGUAUUUUUGUUAUAUUGGUAAUAAUCUCGACAUCUUUUGUGACGUUUGUUACUACAAAAGCUGCCAAUAUUUUGAGGAGAAAAUACCCUUUUUUGUCUUUGACUGGUUUUUAACCUGUAUAGCUAAAUCAAAAAACCUUUACGUGUAUUUACUUUGUCGGGGGUUUGUAGAAGUCAUGCUGUUUUCUCCAGUAGUGUUGUAUCAUAACUGAAAAAAAAAAUGUCUUUGCAGUAGCCACAACUUAACUUAGCUCACCAAAAAUAUUCCUGGUAUGUUCAUAUUACUAGAGAUGUGAUGUGGAACCUGUACAGUGACAGUAUAUGCAGAUUUACUGAUAGGGGACGACAAUAGCUGUUGCAUUUUUAAAAAUUUGGUUACAGAAUAAAAUUUAAAACAUUUUACAAUUCAGUAAUGUACCGUAUUUGCUGGGGGCACUAUAGUUGCAUUAUUUCCACUUGUGAUUUCAAAAAUAGGGACAGCGGGACAGACAUGUAUAGCGUGGAAAACUGGUUUUGUUUUCCCAUGUUUAUUUUGUAUAAAUAACGAGUCCAUAGUAUGAGGUGUAAUGAGUCAUGGUAGUGCGUCAAUUAAAAUUUCUCUACCUCCAUCCAGGUAGACUAUACCAAAAUAGUUAUUGCCAAUUCUUAAGGUGCUGUAGUAGUAGGGUUUUUGUUUUGUUUUAGCACCGAUUUCUGUCAGAGCUUGUAAAUAUCCAUUCACAACCAGCACUUGCGCUGCAAAAAUGCCCCCUCCCCAAGAUAUAAUAUUGUAUUAGUGACAUAAUUCAAUUCUGUUUUGAGUAUUUAUUGCGGCGUAGUUGACUGUUAAGAAUCAUGAGCGAGUAUGAAGAUAUUGUGGACACGAAUGUGACAGACGUGUUUUUACUAAUCAACUUUUUGCUGAAAAUUUGCAGCCCCAAGAACAUGAACUGGUUUUGCAAAUAUUUAAAGGGUAUUUGAAUGGAAGUUACAGGGACAGUAGAUCGUUCUGGCAGCAAUGUCUGUUUUUUCCUUUUGAAAUGAGUUCCCUGAACUGAAAUUUGCAGUCGAGUAAAUGAUCCUAAACUUGUACUGAGUAAGCUUUUUUGCAUUUUGAAAACUGCAUGUUUUACGUUAUUUUAAUAGAAGAAAAAUCUAACAAGCAAAUGUAUUAAAGUGACAAUCGCAACAAAUAAAACACAACCUUGUUAUUUUUAGUAACAGGUAUCAUAACUGCAACUUAUGUAAAAGACUCGAAAAAGUUACAAAAAAAUGAUAUAUUUUACUGUUAUAUUAAUAUAAAAGAAGUAUGUGGCAGUUCUUGUACAAAAUACUUUGAUGUGAUUUUGAGAAAUUUAAUUUUAGAUAUGGAUAUCUUUAGUUUUGUGUGUUGUUUCUGUUUAUGGAAGCCGCCAGAAUGGUAAUUCUUUUUGUACAGCUAAUUCUCUUGUACAUAGCGCCCAUUGAGGUUAACUAAUCACUUGACUCACUGUAACAUCCUUUUUUUUAACUCCUUAAAUGAACUAGUGGUGUUUACCUUGUAGAUUGUGCAGUUCCCAAUUUUAUACAUAGUGUACAGAGUAUGACCCUCCGUAUGAAGUGGGGUUGAGUAUUGUACCGAUUUUUGUUUUUUGUUUGAACGUUUCUUCCCUUCUAGGUUUGUGUAUGGUUGCGUGCUCAGUGGGUGUAGCGUGUCCCCUUCUCCUUUGUUUUUCUGUCUGUCCUACUUAUUCCUUCAGCUGAAUGUGGAAUGCCAAUAAAUUCAUUAACAGACACUACAGUA